Molecule: messenger RNA, 1185 nt
Organism: Ostertagia ostertagi
Lineage: Eukaryota; Metazoa; Nematoda; Chromadorea; Rhabditida; Trichostrongylidae
Source: the annotation of a GenBank genome assembly
AUGUACCACUCGUUGUUGGGAAACCAGUCCGCACGCGCUUUACAGUGCGGGGGAGCAGCAAUAUGCCGCAAACUAACCAGUACGCGUCGCAGAAGAGCAAAGGACUUAGUUGAGUUGCUGGCAGUAGUAGCGACCUUAGCCAUCCUGAUGUCAACGGGCUACGGAUGCCAACAAAUUGACGUGUUUUCUCACCACACGACUGUCUGCAACAGCUCGAAGGGGAAAAGGAUUUGUAAAUUUCAGGUGUCGGAGAUACUGAAAAUAAACCCCUUCAAAACGGAAGCUUGCCUGCGAUUGAGUAAGAAUUCCACGACAAUGUACGAAGUUCGCGUUGCCUGGAAAUCGCUCAUUCUGCUAUGCGACCAAGAAACGGAUUACUUUACACGCGAUACAGAAUUCAAAGUGAUCAGUAGUAAACGAUGCGCUCACAUGGGUUUCUGCAUAGGACGCAAGAAGUGUGACUGUCUCUGGCCGGGGUCUGGCUGCCUUUUCUAUCGCGUAUUUGCAGUCCCCACUUCCAAUCGCUUGUAUGAAGUCUUUUAUUGUACGCAGUGGAAAGAAGCCGCCAAAGUGGAAAUAACGAGUUUUAACCAUACCAGGAAAGAAAGGCUAAGGUGGAUAACUAAAAUGCCACCGAACGUACCCCCUCACGCUCAGCUCAAUUACUACCCGCCUACGCCAUUGCUAAAUACGCCCUUUAUCGCAGAUGACCGAAGAACUGCACUUUGGGAUUCGCGUUUAACCCCAGAGUUGAUAUGUGGCACACCGGACUCAGCUAGGAAUUUAAUUUGCGAGAUGAGGGAGGACUGUUCGUGCUUUGCAGCAGAAACGCAAGCAAACUGCAAAUGCAAAAAGCUUGACAUUAACGCGUGGUUUAAGAAUCUGCAGCAUCGACUCCCAGUUAUAACCCCCUCAGUGUCAUUCAGACAGUAUACAGAAGGGAAAAUUCAGGCGGCUAUCACCGCAAGGACGACCUCCGAGAUUAUUCUCACCAUGCAGGAUGAACUGGAAACGGAGGUAAUGGUGAGUGACGCCAUAUGUACCAUCUCUAAUACGCCCCUGACGGGAUGUUACAAGUGUGCGAAAGCGGCAGAGGCAGCUAUAACCUGCAAAUCUUCGAAGCCCAUCCAGGCGGAAGUUUCAUGCGAGGAUUCGAGCUUCACAGUACCAUGUGCUGUGGAAUAA